Messenger RNA from Urocitellus parryii (Arctic ground squirrel), 3223 nucleotides. RefSeq names its product DAZ interacting zinc finger protein 1 like (gene Dzip1l). Gene Ontology annotation, cellular component: ciliary basal body; cytoplasm. Lineage: Eukaryota; Metazoa; Chordata; Mammalia; Rodentia; Sciuridae. Gene Ontology annotation, biological process: cilium assembly. The record is from RefSeq and is a predicted model, not a curated record.
GCUCCGCCUCUCCUUGGAAUGGCUGGGACGCUGCGGAGGGAGCGGGAGGCUACACAGACCCCAAGCCUGGAGCUGCUAGCGCUCUCUUUCAGUUCCUUGGCCAGCAGCCGUGGCCUUGGUGGCAUCACAGCCCGGUGGUCAAUCCAGGGUUUCUCCCCUCCAUGCAGUCCACAGCCGCUACUACUGAAGGUAUUAGCAGCCCCCACUAUGGGGUCUACACACUCCCCACUUUCAAGUUCCAGCCUCGCAAUGAGAGCCUAGACUGGAGGCGUAUUAGCGCCCUGGAUGUGGACCGUGUGGCUCGGGAGCUGGAUGUGGCCACUCUGCAGGAGAACAUUGCUGGCGUCACCUUCUGCAAUUUGGACCGGGAGGUGUGCAGCCGCUGUGGGCACCCUGUGGACGUGGUGCUGCUCAAGGUGCUGCGCCUGGCACAGCUCAUCAUAGAGUACCUGCUGCACUGCCAGGACUGCCUGAGUGCCAGCGUUGCCCAGCUGGAGGCACGGCUGCAGGCCAGCCUGGGCCAGCAGCAGCGGGGCCAGCAGGAGCUGGGCCGCCAGGCUGAUGAGCUCAAGGGAGUGCGGGAGGAGAGUCGCCGACGUCGCAAGAUGAUCAGCACCCUGCAGCAGCUGCUGAUGCAGACAGGCGCCCACAGCUACCACACGUGCCACUUAUGUGACAAGACAUUCAUGAAUGCCACUUUCCUCCGGGGUCACAUCCAGCGCAGGCAUGCAGGAGUGGCAGAAGGAGCCCCAGGAAAACAGAAGCAAGAGAAGCCUGUGGAGGAGGUGUUGGAAGAGCUACAGGCCAAGCUAAAAUGGACCCAAGGGGAGCUGGAAGCUCAGAGGGAAGCUGAGAGGCAGCGGCAGCUCCAGGAAGCAGAGUUCACUCGUCAGAGAGAAAUAGAAGCUAAGAAGCACUUUGAUGAAUGGAAAGAAAAAGAGCGGACCAAGCUUUAUGGGGAAAUAGACAAGCUAAAGCAAUUAUUUUGGGAUGAAUUUAAAACCGUUGCCAACCAGAACUCUACGCUAGAAGAGAAACUGCAGGCGCUGCGGUCUCACAGUGCAACAGAAUCCCACCUCGGAUCGCUGCGGGAUGAGGAGUCAGAGGAGCGACUCAGGCAGGCGCAGGAACUCCAGGCCCUGAGAGAGAAGAUGGAGAUUCAGAAUACAGAGUGGAAGAGAAAAAUGAAGAAACUGCAGGAAGAGCGUAUGGCUGAGAGGAGAGAGCUGCAGGAGGAGAAUGAGAGGCUCCAGGCCUCCCUGUCUCAGGACCAGAGGAAGGCAGCCGCCCAGUCUCAGCGCCAGAUCAAUUCCCUCCGGGCCCAACUACAGGAACAAGCCAGGCUCAUUGCCUCCCAGGAGGAGAUGAUCCAGACCUUGUCCCUCAGGAAGGUGGAGAGGACCCAAGAGGUGCCAAAGGCUGUGGACACAGAGGAGGACUCUCCUGAGGAAGAGCUAGAAGACUCCCCACGAGAGCAGCAGAAGGUACUGGCAGCUCUGAGGCAAAACCCUUCCUUGCUGAAGCAGUUCCGGCCCAUCCUGGAGGACACCCUGCAAGAGAAGAUGGAAGACAUGGGGAUAAAGAGGGAUGCAAAGGGAAUCUCAGUUCAGACCUUCAAACACCUGGAGUCCCUACUGAGAGCCCAGCGGGAGCAGAGGGCCCGGAAGUUUUCUGCAUUUCUGAGCCUGAGGGAAAAGCUUGUGAAGGAAACCAUCCGCAGAGUGAAGGAGAGACAGACGGAGGCUUCCAUGUUUCAUCAGGAUGGUCAGCCUCCAGUCAAAAUCCAGCAGAGCCCACUGGAUACCGGAAAGGCCCAGCCAAAGACCAGGACCCUGCACAUGGUGUUGCCAUCCAAGCUGGCAGAGCCACCCACACCAACCCUUCAGAAGCGCAGCAGCCGUGGCCUUGGCCUGGCCCAGGUGUCCACCCCUACUCCACGCCCCAGGCUACACAAACCCUCCAGCAUCCCUGCUUCUCCAGGGCCCGGGUUGAGUAGCACGCCCCCAUUCAGUUCUGAAGAGGAGUUGGAGGGGGACACUGGGCAUCACGUGCCUCUCCAGCCUCCACAGACUCCUUCCAGGACAGUGCCCAAGCUGGAGGACUCCUGGGACUGGUCUGACACUGAGACCUCAGAGGAGAAUGCCCAGUCCCCUGGCAAGAACUCAGGUGGCCUGGCUUCCUCAGGAACGCUGGUCCAGUCGAUGGUCAAAAACCUUGAGAAGCAGCUUGAGACUCCUGCAAAGAAGCCUGCUGGAGGGGUCARUCUGUUCUCGAGGUCCAACACAGGGCUGCAGAGGGCUUCCAYGCCAAGAGGGAAGCCUCAGCUUUCUGAAGAUGAGAGCGACUUAGAGAUCUCUUCCUUGGAAGAUCUUCCCCAGGACCUGGACCAAAGAGAGAAACCAAAGCCCUUGUCCUGCUCAAAGCCACCAGAGAAGUCUGAUGCCGGUCCUUGGAGCACUGGCAGACCCAGGGUUUCUGGCUGGUGAUCCUGACCAGAGCCUGGCUGGCAAGAAAACCAGCCUUGUCACCUGGCUGAAGCCAGCUUGGGUCCUACCUCAACAAAAGAGGCUGCUGCUAGGUCUCUUGCCUUUACUAGCUACUAAGAGGUCUUCCCUUCAGAGAGAAACAGAAUAGGGGACAGAUAUGAUCUUCCCUUUUCUACCUGUGAGGUGCCCUGCCCUAGAGGGCCAGAGGUGUUUGGUAGGGUUCCCUGAAUCCCAGGGCUUGAGAAAGCAUUAUAACAAGGCCUCCCGGUAGUUUCUUCCCUCUAUUUUCAUGUCAACUCCAAACUGAAAGGGGUCAUCCAGUCACUCUUCCUAAGCCUUUUAUAAAUCUGCAGGAUCACUGUGGAGAUGGGUCCUAUAUAGGGUCCUUAUGCCUGUCAAUGAUUGACCCAGAGUCACUUAUUGAGCACCCUACUAUAUGCUGGGUUCUCCAGCUGCUCACAGCUGAUUUGGGGCACAGCAGAAGUAGGUAGGCAGAAUAUCUACAGCCAGGACCAGCAUGGGAUGGUUAUCUAGUGGCAGAGAUUAGGRUGUUAUAGGAGCAUAGAAGAGGCUACCCAACCCAUCCUGGGGUGAUCUUGGAGAACUUCCCGGGAUUGUGWUAUCUAGUAGGACCAGCAUAUGGGUGAGAUGAAAGGAGAACCCUGACAGGGGCUUCAUUUCCCCAAGGGACCACAAAUUAAAUUUUUUGAUAACAUUCCCAAAUCACAUUAUAUACA